AUGCCACCCCUCUCCCUAACCCCCCUCACAACCCUCCGCCUCACAACGCACCAAAUCCCCACCCACGCCCUCCUCCCCAACACAACCCCCCACGCCCACCCCCUAACAAUCUACCACUCAGCCUUCCCCCCCACCACCUCCCCCUCAACCCUAGAAUCCCACCUGCGCACCAACGCCCUCUCCCCGCAAUGGCGCUACACAAUGUACACCACAACACACUACCACAGCACGACCCACGAAGUACUCUGCGUCUUCCGCGGGCGCGCACAGCUUCUUUUCGGCGGUGAGGCGAACCCGGGGCGCGUGGAAGUCGAGGUCAAGGCUGGGGAUGCGGUGGUGGUUCCUGCGGGUGUGGCGCAUCGGUUGGUCAGGGAUGUUGAGGGCGGGUUUGAGAUGGUGGGCGCGUAUCCUAAGGGGUGUAGCUGGGAUAUGUGUUAUGGGAAGGAGGGCGAGGAGGGGAAUGCGCAGGCUGUGGGGAGGGUGGGGUGGUUGGAGAGGGAUCCUUUGUAUGGGAAGGAUGGGCCGGUGUUGUGGAGUGGGGAGAGGUUGAAGAAGAGGGCUGAGGAGAUGGAUGGAACGGAGAAUUGA
Dothidotthia symphoricarpi CBS 119687 is the source of this 588-nucleotide messenger RNA. RefSeq lists its product as uncharacterized. The record is from RefSeq and is a predicted model, not a curated record. The transcript has a single exon. Lineage: Eukaryota; Fungi; Ascomycota; Dothideomycetes; Pleosporales; Dothidotthiaceae. The coding region runs from base 1 to 588 and encodes 195 amino acids.